Molecule: messenger RNA, 1728 nt
Organism: Microdochium trichocladiopsis
Lineage: Eukaryota; Fungi; Ascomycota; Sordariomycetes; Xylariales; Microdochiaceae
Exons: 1
Coding region: 72-1661 (529 amino acids)
Source: RefSeq, a predicted model, not a curated record
GCUGCCAAGAAGAAUAUAUCGGGCCCAUUGAAACACGGAACACACAGCAGCAGCAGCAGCAGCAGCAAAAGAUGUCGUCGUCGUCGUCGUCGUCGUCGUUGCCGCCGCCACCGCGAGAAAUCCCAAAGACCAUGAAGGCCGUCCAGGUGACGGCCUUCCACGAGCCGUACAGGCUCAACCCGUCGGCGCCUGCGCCGGACCCGGACGCCCUGGGGCCCGACGACCUGAUUGUCAAGAUUGCCGCCGCCUCGCACUGCCACACGGACGAGAUGGUGCGCGAGGGCGUGUUCGGCACCAGGCUGCCCUGCACGGGGUCUCACGAGGGCGCGGGCACCGUCGUGGCGGUGGGCAAGUCUUCCCGGUCCCGAAGAGGAGGAGGAGGUGGUGGAGGAGCAGUAGCAGGAGGAGGCUCAUCCGGAGCCGGGACCGGGGCCGGGGCCGAGACCACCGCCGCGGGAGGUCUCUCAUACUCCGCAGGAGGCGUAGGCACGCUCAACAUCUCCGACUCGGUCAACAACAUUGCCGCCAUCGACCCCAAUGCCCCCGGGGGUUCCUCGUUUGGCUGCAACAAGACCCUCGACAGCGGGAGCAACACGGCCUGCACCAACAUCUCCCACUCGCUCGGCGGCGGCGGCGGCGGCGGUGCGGCACACUCGGCUCCAGCACAACAUCACCACCACUCAUACACCGACGACACCUGGCAACAACAAGGGCCCAGCUUCCGCGUCGGCGACCGCGUCAUGUGCGGCCUCCCCUACCAGCCCUGCUCGGCGUGCCCGGACUGCACGGGCCCCGGGUCCGGCCGGCGGGACCAGUACUGCCCCAACAUCCGGGGCCACGUCGGGGUGCACCUGCCGGGCAACUUUGCCGAGUACGUCGUCGUGGACCGGCGCUCGACCACGCAUCUCCCGGACGCGAUCCGGUUCCAGACGGCCGCGCCGCUGGCCUGCGCGGGCCGCACGGUGUGGCGCGGCGUGAACGGCUGCGGGCUCACGCCGGGCUCGGGCGAGUGGCUCGCGAUCGUGGGGUCCGGGGGCGGGCUGGGCCACUUGGCCGUGCAGUUUGCGCGCAAGCUCGGGUAUAACGUCAUCGGGGUGGACGCGCGGGAUGAAGGCCUCGCCAUGACGAGGCGGUUCCGCGAGGACCAUCGCCCCCAGGGGGGUGGGCACGCGACGAAGCUGGUCGUGCUGGACGCGCGCGAGGGCAAAGAAGAGGUCGUCAAGCAGGUCCAGACCGUGACGGGCGGGCGGCGUGGUAGCAGCGGCGGCGGCGGCGGCAGCGGUGCUGGUGGCGCGGACGCGACGCUCGUGCUGUCCGACAGUCCCGGCGCGGCGGCGCUGGGGGCCGCCAUGACAAGGAUGCACGGCACCAUGGUGCAGAUUGCGCAGCCCGAGCAGGUCUGCGUGCCGUUCCAGGAGCUCGUGUUCCGCGACGUCCGCAUCCGCGGCAGCCUGCUGUGCUCGGCCGAGGAGAGCCGCGAGAUGCUCGAGUUCGUUGCCGAGCACGGCAUCGACGUCAGGGUCAACCUGUUUGAGGGCGGGCUCGGCGAGUACGAAAAGGUCAUGGAGCUCGUCAAGGGCGGCAAUAUGCAGGGCAAGGCCGUCAUCAUUGUCGAUCCUCAGCAGGUCAAGGACGAGGAGAAGCUGGGGGCAAAGUACUAGCUCGAGAGGGGAGGCCGCACAGCUGGUUGAUGCAGUAGUCGUUUGAUUCCUUCGAGAACAAAGUGAC